This is a messenger RNA of Verruconis gallopava, 1665 nucleotides long. RefSeq names its product phosphoglucomutase. Gene Ontology annotation, biological process: carbohydrate metabolic process. The coding region runs from base 1 to 1665 and encodes 554 amino acids. The record is from RefSeq and is a predicted model, not a curated record. Gene Ontology annotation, molecular function: magnesium ion binding; phosphoglucomutase activity. Gene Ontology annotation, cellular component: cytosol. NCBI's taxonomy places the organism in Eukaryota, Fungi, Ascomycota, Dothideomycetes, Venturiales, Sympoventuriaceae. The transcript has 4 exons.
AUGAGCGUGAAGACGGUAGAAACCAAGCCCUACACCGAUCAGAAGCCGGGCACAUCUGGCCUGCGCAAGAAGGUCAAGGUGUUUCAGCAGCCAAACUAUUCUGAGAAUUUUGUUGCUGCCAUCCUGCUGUCGAUACCAGAAGGUGCUGAGGGCAGCACUCUGGUUGUCGGCGGUGACGGGCGCUUCUGGAAUCCAGAAGUGACACAGCUGAUUGCGAAGAUCGGCGCUGCGUACGGCGUGAAGAAGCUCAUCAUUGGCCAGAAUGGCAUCUUGAGCACCCCAGCUGCCAGUCACAUCAUUAGGAAACGGAAGGCCACUGGUGGCAUUCUGCUGACGGCCAGCCACAAUCCCGGAGGACCGAACGAAGACUUUGGCAUCAAGUACAACUUGGCAAACGGCGCUCCGGCGCCGGAGAGUGUCACCAACAAGAUUUACGAGACCUCCAAGACCCUCACCUCGUACAAGAUUGCCGACAUUCCUGACGUAGAUCUGUCCACGAUUGGCACAAAGGAGUACGGGCCACUGACGGUCGAGAUCAUUCAUUCGACAGAGGACUACGUGGCGUUUAUGAAAGAGAUCUUCGACUUUGAUCUCAUUCGCUCCUUCCUCCGCUCACAUCCUGACUUCAAGGUUCUGUUCGAUGCACUGAACGGCGUGACGGGGCCGUACGGCGUCGCCAUCUUCGAGCAGGAGUUGGGCUUGAAGGAUAGCACGCAAAAUUGCAUACCCAAGCCAGACUUUGGUGGCCACCACCCUGACCCCAACCUGGUGUAUGCGCACUCGCUCGUCGAGGUUGUCGACAAGAACGGCAUCCAGUUUGGCGCUGCUUCCGACGGCGAUGGAGACCGCAACAUGAUCUACGGCGCAAAUACUUUCGUCUCUCCUGGCGACAGCUUGGCCAUAAUUGCCCAUCAUGCCAAGCUUAUUCCCUGGUUCAAGAACCAGGGUGUCUACGGUCUGGCUCGCAGCAUGCCGACCUCUGGCGCUGUUGACCUCGUCGCGAAGAAGCAAGGUCUUAAGUCUUACGAGGUCCCAACAGGCUGGAAGUUCUUCUGCGGCCUCUUCGACGCCAACAAGAUGAACAUUUGCGGUGAGGAGUCCUUUGGCACUGGCAGCAACCAUAUUCGCGAGAAGGAUGGCCUGUGGGCCAUCGUUGCCUGGCUGAAUAUCCUUGCUGGUGUAGGUCAAGAGAAGGGCAUCACUCCGUCAAUCAAAGACAUCCAGAUGGACUUCUGGAAAACGUACGGCCGCACUUUCUUCACGCGCUAUGAUUACGAAGGCUGCGAAACCGAAGGUGCGAACAAGGUAGUGGCACACAUGAAGGAGCUUAUCACCACUAAAAAGGCUGAAUUUGUUGGCUCGUCCAUUCAAGGCCGCAGGGUAACCGAAGCAGACGACUUUUCGUACACCGAUCUCGAUGGUAGUGUGAGCAAGAAUCAGGGUAUCUUUGUAAAGUUUGACGACGGCACUCGUAUCGUAGUUAGAUUGUCUGGCACUGGCAGCAGCGGGGCAACGAUCCGUCUGUACAUAGAGAAGUAUGAGAGCGACGAGAGCAAGUAUGGUUUGGACGCGCAGGAAUACCUGAAGGAGGCCGUUGCCUUGGCAGUGGAGCUCCUCAGGUUGCAGGAGUUCAUUGGCCGAACUGAACCCGACGUCAAAACGUAA